UGAUGCGUAAAGUAAAUGUGAUAUUAUGUUUAAUACAAUAUAAUUAGAGCCAUAUUGAAAUAUUACAUCUAAUAUGUGACCAGUCGAUAUAAUACAAAAAUUAUAAGUCUUAUAAAAAUAACUGGCAUUAAAAUAUUUUAUAUACAAUAAUACACUAAUACCGUAGCAAGCAAAAGUAAAUAAUUAAGAAUUGAAAAUUCAAAAAGUUCAUCAACUCUUAAAAAUCAUUAAUAAAUUCAAUCUUCUCGUAUUUUGUAUUUGUGGGUUUUAUAUGUUUAGUUGUUUUUAAUAAAUUAUGAAUUCAUAUAUGAUAUAACAUACCGAAUAAGACUAAUAGAUUGAAUACAAAGAAGUUAGUUUCUGUGAUUGCAGUGUUUAACAUUCAUAAUAUAAUGUAUUAACAAUUGUUUAAAUAAUAAAAGAGUGCCUUAUUUGAAACUAGAAAAUUUUAUAAAUACUAUGUCAUAAGUAUAAUAUCUCUUUAAUACUUCUACAUGAAGAGAAAAUAGUAUAAAUAUUAAUGGGAUUAAGAAACAUUAUAUGCCAAAUGAUAAUUAUAAAUAGUAUUACUAAAUACUUUUAUGUACAGAAUAUGUAUUAAAUAUAUUUAAUUUAACAUAAUAGCAUUGUCAAUUCUAAAUGGAAUUAAAUAACAGGAUUUAACAUAACCACAAGUAAUGUUACAUAAAUAGAACCAUGAAAAUGUAUAGACUAAUGCAUCAUCAAAGAUAUGUUUUUCAAAAUCAAAAACUUUUACCUCUCACAUAUACCUGUAUGCGAUUUCAAAUACAAGAAGGGAAAAAGAUAGAAAAACAUAGAAUAUCUGACAUCAAAAGUUAUUGGUUUGAUAAAUAUAUAAAUUAUAUUAAGAAUUAUGAACAAGUACUGGAAAAAAAUUUUCCAAAGACAAUGCAUGUAUAUCGUAUAUUUAGUAUUGGUACCAAAGAUUUUAUUCAAGAGGUAAAAAAAUUUCUUCUGGUAAUGAAAAAGCAAAAUAUUGAUGGAGAUGGUAAUUUAACUGCAGAUGAACUAAGGUUGAACUAUACAAUGCGUAAAGAUUUAAUAAAGAUAUUUCCUGUGUUACUAAUAUCUGCCAUUCCUUUUACAAAUUACAUCAUCUUUCCUUUAGCAUAUUAUUUUCCAAGAUAUCUUUUAACUUCUCAUUAUUGGACAUUACAACAAAAAUUGGAUUUUAUGCUACUGGAUCAUAAGAAAAGAUUAAAACAUAACAGACCAUUGUUUAGGUGCAUGCAAGCAGAGCUUAACAAUGUUAAAAAUCAAACACUGAAAUUAAAAUGGAGUGGUAUUAUUGCAUGUAUUGGCAGUGGUACACAUCCUAAUGUGAAAGAUAUUAUUGCCUGUUCUGAAUUAUUUACGGGUCCACCAUAUUCAUUAAAUAGUCUUAAAAGAAAACAUACAAAAGAAUUACUUGGUAUAUAUAAUAUAUCUACUUGGACACCUUUUAAAAGAAAAAAAUUAACAGAACGGGCUAUGUUAAUAAAACAAAUGGAUCAAGCAAUACAAAAAGAAGGUGGACCUACUACAAUGUCAAAUGAUGCAAUACGUUGGGCACUUUCAUUUAGGGGUGUAAGUCCUGCAACUAUGUCCUUAGAAAGUAUGAGAAAUUGGCUAGAACAAUGGUUCAUAAUAUCAAAUACAGUCGAUGAAAACACAGUUUCAUUAUUGUUACAUAGCCCAAUACUGCUGGCAUACAAUCAUCCUACUAACUGGAUCCUUUUAUACACUUAAAACAUUAUCAAAUAUUUGUUCUUUUUAUUGUAAAAAAAUGUAUAAGAAUUGUAACAAUACAAAAUUUAAAUAUUUGUGUUUGAAUUGUUUGUAUAGCAUAUAUGUAAAUAAAUAAAUUGUACAUUA
Messenger RNA from Bombus pascuorum, 1875 nucleotides. Its product is annotated as LETM1 domain-containing protein 1. Gene Ontology annotation, molecular function: ribosome binding. Lineage: Eukaryota; Metazoa; Arthropoda; Insecta; Hymenoptera; Apidae. Gene Ontology annotation, cellular component: mitochondrial inner membrane. The coding region runs from base 697 to 1749 and encodes 350 amino acids. Gene Ontology annotation, biological process: intracellular monoatomic cation homeostasis. The record is from RefSeq and is a predicted model, not a curated record. The transcript is spliced from 3 exons.